AUGUCGUCAGAAAUAGAUUACAAUUCACCAUUAAUAUCAAUACAAACAAAUUUAUAUAAAUACGGUGGACCAAUUUUGAUGAUUUUGGGUACUGUAAGUUGCGUACUUAGCUUGAUUGUUUUUACAAAAAAGAACCAUCGUAAAAAUCCAUGUGCAAUAUAUUUGGUGGCGUGUAAUAUUGGUUAUCUUCUACAAAUUUAUACAACAAUGCUAUUAGCGAUCCUAUCAAAUGGUUACAAUAUUGAUCCUACUGUAUAUAGUCUGAGUUUCUGUCAUUUUCGUUAUUAUGCACUGCUUUUAUCUGCUGUUUUAAGUCCAUCUUAUUUAAUAUUGGCAUCUAUUGAUCGAAUAUUAAUCACUUCACCAAAUGCUCUAACAAGGCAACGAAGUACUUUACGUCUAACUUAUAUAUGCAUCAUAGGUAUAACAUUAUUUUGGUUAUUAGCUCAUAUGCAUACAUUAUUUCUGACUCGUAUUGUGGAACCGGUACCAAAUCUUAUCAUUUGCUCUUUUCAGCCUAGAUUCUAUAUAGCAUUCAUAAAUUAUUAUACAAUAUUAAUCCAAGACAUUCUUAUUCCAUUAUUGAUGAUUAUUUUGGGAAUAUAG
This is a messenger RNA of Adineta steineri, 606 nucleotides long. NCBI's taxonomy places the organism in Eukaryota, Metazoa, Rotifera, Eurotatoria, Adinetida, Adinetidae. The record is from the annotation of a GenBank genome assembly.